AUGUCUGAGAUGUUUUAUGCUAAGAUGGACGAGUUUCAGCAGGAUUUGCAAAAAAAUUCUGCCGCAAAUGGAGUUCCUCAGGCUAGAGAUGGAUCGACAAGAAAUGCGAAGCAGGCGGAAGAUGGAAGGAUCUUACACGGCGUCCCUGAAGUGAAGACGGAAGACCUUGCUGCGCGCGUCACAACAGUGUUCGCUGAUCAUUUGGAUUUGCCAAACUUUUCUAGCUCGAGCAUAAAGGCAAGUUAUCGUCUCGGCCGCCCAUCGGAACAGACC
This is a messenger RNA of Iphiclides podalirius (scarce swallowtail), 273 nucleotides long. Lineage: Eukaryota; Metazoa; Arthropoda; Insecta; Lepidoptera; Papilionidae. The record is from the annotation of a GenBank genome assembly.